AUGCAUCUCUCAACUAUCCUCCCUCUCCUCUCGCUCACCACUCUCGCCCUCUCGACCCCAAAAAUCCACAACAACCACCACGGCCCAAGAGACAUUGCUUUCAGUGCCUAUCCAUCCUCAAGCAGUGGCCCAUUGAGACCACUGAGCACGCCACCACCGGCGCACCGAAAUCUGGGCCAUGCGAUAGUGCACAACAACUGCAAAUUCCCAGUCUACCUCUGGUCCGUGGCCUCUACGGUCCUACCGGAGCGAACUCUCCUCCCGAACGAUAAGUACACUGAGGUCUUCCGCGAGAACCCCGACACUGGCGGCAUCGCAAUCAAAAUCAGCACCAACCGUGACGGGCUGUAUACCAGUGCGCCGCAGAUGAUUUUUGCAUACAAUCUUUCCUCUACAAAGGAGCGGGGUCUGAGACAGGAUAAAGUGUGGUAUGAUCUCUCUGAUGUCUUCGGGGAUCCGCUUGUCGGUCACCCGGUGAGUCUCACGCCUUCUGAACCGUUGAUUUCUUGGAAGAAUGGAGUUCCGCCUGCUGGAAGUCAGGUGAGGGCUGUUGAUGCUUCGACGGAUUUGGUCCUGUCACUUUACAUUGUUAAGGAAUCUGGAUAUGUGUUACAAUACACUCACCCACCCAACUGCCCAUGCCACAAGAACCCCAACCACCACCACAACCACCAGCAAACCCCAUCUCUGCUCAACCAUGUAAAGCGCCGCAUGUCCACACCUGUGGAUCCCUCGCGCGAGAAGGAGUAUGCCUUCGAGAUGGCGGCAUCUAGCAUUCGCUUCGGACCCGGCGCGACCAAGGAGGUCGGAAUGGACUUUACCAACCUCGGCGCAAAGCGCGUGUGCAUUGUCACCGAUUCCAAUGUGGCCAAGCUUAAUGCCAUGAAGCAGGCCGUUGAGGGUCUUACCCGUGAAGGCAUUGAGUUUACUAUCUUUGACAAAGUUCGCACCGAGCCCAAGGAUAGCUCUAUAAAAGAGGCUAUCGCUUUCGCUAAGCCCUAUAAACCCGAUGCCUUCCUAGCCGUCGGUGGCGGUUCCGUAAUCGACACGGCUAAACUGAUGAACCUAUAUACCGUCUUUCCCGAAGCAGACUUCCUUGACUUCGUCAACGCACCCUUGGGCAAAGGCCUCCCAGUAGACAGACCCCUUCUCCCCCUCGUCGCCGUCCCGACAACAGCCGGCACAGGCUCAGAGACAACAGGCACCGCAAUCUUCGACCUAGUCUCCAAAAAGGCUAAAACAGGUAUCGCCCACCGAAAUCUGAAGCCAACCCUCGGAAUCUGUGACCCACUCAACACCCGCACCAUGCCCUCAGCCGUGCACGCCGCCUCUGGCCUCGACGUCCUCUGCCACUCCCUUGAAUCCUGGACCGCAAUCCCAUACAACGAGCGCACCCCGCGCCCAACAAACCCCAUCAACCGGCCCGCCUAUCAGGGCGCAAACCCUAUCUCCGACAUCUUCUCCCUCGCCGCCCUGCGCGCAACAGUCAAGUACCUGCCGCGCGCAGUCCGCGAUCCAAAUGACCAUGAAGCACAAUCGGAGAUGUUGCUCGCGGCUACUCUCGCAGGCGUCGGCUUCGGAAAUGCAGGCGUUCACCUCUGCCAUGGUAUGAGUUACCCGAUUUCCAGCCAGAACCCGGGUUAUAAGCAUGCAGGCUAUGAGGUUGAUCAUCCCAUUAUCCCGCACGGUGUUUCCGUGGCUGUCACUGCGCCUGCUGUCUUCCGCUUUACCGCGGCGUCGAACCCUGAUCGCCAUCUAGCGGCGGCUGAGGCGUUUGGUGUGGAUAUCUCGAAUGUUAAGCGGGAGAGUGCGGGCGAGGUGCUUGGGGCUGCCAUUGCGGAGUUCCUCGUCACGCUUGGUGAUCAGCCGCGUGGGUUGAAGGAUCUAGGAUUCAAGGCUGCGGAUUUGGAGGGGUUGGUUGAGGGGACUAUUCCACAGCAGCGGGUGCUUAUGCUUGCGCCGAGUUUGAGUAAGGAGUUGGAGGCUGAAAGGGGCGAGUUGAGGAGCUUGUUGGAGCAGUCUUUGGAUUAUUAG
Messenger RNA from Penicillium expansum, 2034 nucleotides. RefSeq lists its product as uncharacterized. Gene Ontology annotation, molecular function: alcohol dehydrogenase (NAD+) activity; metal ion binding. Gene Ontology annotation, cellular component: mitochondrion. The transcript is spliced from 5 exons. Lineage: Eukaryota; Fungi; Ascomycota; Eurotiomycetes; Eurotiales; Aspergillaceae. The record is from RefSeq and is a predicted model, not a curated record. The coding region runs from base 1 to 2034 and encodes 677 amino acids.